Molecule: messenger RNA, 3478 nt
Organism: Psylliodes chrysocephalus
Lineage: Eukaryota; Metazoa; Arthropoda; Insecta; Coleoptera; Chrysomelidae
Source: the annotation of a GenBank genome assembly
UCAAAAUUGAGGUGUGAGUUUGCGCAGUGAGUAUCUGUCAGACAAGUUAAUUGUCAUUCGUGAAAGUGAUUUGAAAAUAAUUGUUAAUUUUAUUCAUUUAAAAACAAUUUUUGGGACGAUUAACCGCGUAUUGUACAACCCGCCGUUAAUUUUUUUCUGAAAACAUUGUUAUAUAUAUUUUUUCAAUAAUCUGCACUCUGUUUGGCACCUACCGCGCAAACUCAAAAAAAAAAAAACCUUUUUGUAAACUGUCAAAUCCAUUCUCUUAAUUUCAGUUCUGUGGCAUACGUGAAAAAAUCACUGUCAUAAGUCAAUCUGUGCUUCUGAUUUUUGUUCCAUGCCACAUGCUUAAAAGUUUGGUUAGGAUUUAAUUUAAGAAGUCAAAUAAAAACCAAAAACAUGGUCCGAAAGAAAAUAGACAACAGAAUAAGAGUUUUAAUCGAAAAUGGAGUUAAAUUGGGCCACAGAACUUUAUUUGUUAUCGUGGGUGAUAAGGGAAGAGAUCAGGUAGUUAUUUUACACCACAUGCUGGCAAAAGCCGAAGUUAAAGCCAGACCUUCAGUUUUGUGGUGUUACAAAAAAGAAUUGGGAUUCAGUAGUCACAGAAAGAAAAGAAUGAAACAUAUCCAACACAAACUUCAAGCAGGAAAACUAAGUGUUAACGAAGACGAUCCUUUUGAAUUAUUUUUAGCUUCUACUAAAAUAAGAUUCUGUUAUUAUUCCGAAACGCAUAAAAUUCUCGGAAACACUUAUGGUAUGUGUGUUCUUCAGGAUUUCGAGGCUCUAACUCCAAACUUACUAGCUAGAACAAUUGAAACUGUGGAAGGAGGUGGUUUGGUAGUUCUGUUACUUAGAUCAGUGGCUUCUCUUAAGCAACUAUACACUAUGAGUAUGGAUGUACAUCAAAGAUUUAGAACAGAAGCACAUCAAAAUGUAGUUUGUCGUUUUAAUGAAAGGUUUCUAUUGUCACUAGCUUCCUGUAAAAGGUGUCUAGUAGUAGAUGAUCAACUCUCAGUCCUACCAAUAUCUUCACAUAAUUUACAGGUAACACCUGUAGAAAGUGUACAAGAAAGUGAUGAAAAUUCCAAGGAACUAAAUGACUUAAAAGAUCAAUUAAGAGACACACAGCCUGUAGGGCAGUUGGUUAACCUUUGUAAAACUCUAGACCAAGCUAGAGCUCUAUUGAAAUUUGUAGAAGCCAUUUCUGAGAAGUCACUAAGAUCAACAGUAUCCCUUACAGCUUCUAGAGGUAGAGGAAAGUCAGCUGCACUAGGUUUAGCAGUUUCAGCUGCAAUUGCUUUUGGAUAUUCCAAUGUAUUUGUUACCAGUCCAAGUCCUGAAAAUUUGACUACAUUUUUUGAAUUUGUUUUUAAAGGUUUUGACGCUUUGGAGUAUCAGGAACACAUUGAUUAUGGCCUUGUUCAGAGCACUAAUCCUGAAUUUAAUAAAGCCAUUGUGAGGGUGAAUAUAUUCAGGGAUCAUCGACAAACAAUCCAGUACAUCCACCCAACAGACAGUCACAGACUUACCCAAGCAGAGCUGUUAAUUAUUGACGAAGCUGCAGCUAUCCCUCUGCCAUUUGUAAAAACAAUGCUGGGUCCCUACUUGGUGUUUUUAGCAUCAACCAUCAAUGGGUACGAAGGUACAGGCAGAUCCUUGUCUCUAAAACUUUUAAAUCAACUGAGGGUUCAAGCAGCACCCAUCGGGGCGAAUACUAAUGCUGUGAAUAAAAAGGAUUCCGGUGCUGCAACUGGACGAACGUUACAUGAGGUAGUAUUAAAUGAAUCAAUUCGGUACAAACAAGGUGAUGAUGUGGAAACAUGGCUUGUACAACUGCUUUGCCUUGAUUCUAUAUCUGUAUCUCCAAUUUUAUCCGGAUGUCCACCACCAGAUAAUUGUGAUUUAUAUUACAUAAACAGAGAUACGCUGUUUUGUUAUCACAAAGCAUCUGAAGAAUUUUUGCAGCGAUUGGUGUCAUUAUACGUAGCUUCACAUUAUAAAAACACACCAAACGAUCUUCAAAUGAUGUCAGACGCACCGGCGCAUCAUCUAUUUUGUUUAUUGGGUCCUGUGGAUCCUAAAAAACGAACUUUACCGGAAGUUCUGGUGAUUGUUCAGGUGUGUCUUGAAGGUGAAAUUUCGAAAAGUUCUGUAAACGAAGGGUUUUCAAGAGGAAAAAGAGCCGCUGGUGAUUUAAUUCCCUGGACUGUAGGGCAACAAUACCAAGAUGCCGAUUUUCCUAAAUUAGCUGGGGCUAGGAUAGUGAGGAUAGCUACACAUCCUGAUUAUCAAGGGAUGGGAUACGGUGCUAGGGCUCUAUUCAUACUCAAACAGUACUACGAAUUUAAAAUUCCCAGUUUAGAAGAAGAUGCCCAAUUACCAAAACAAGAAAUUGACCAUGUAGACGAUUCGACAGUUGGUUUGUUGAAAGAAAGUAUAGAGCCCAGGAAUGCAUUGCCACCACUUUUACUCAAAUUGAGCGAAAGGCCACCAGAAAAGUUGCAUUAUAUUGGGGUAUCUUUUGGACUUACUGAACAGCUUUUAAGGUUUUGGAAAAAGGCAGGUUACGUGCCGGUUUAUCUGCGUCAAACUACGAACGAUUUGACUGGCGAACACUCUUGCAUCAUGUUGAACGUAUUAAACAGCGACGUAAUCAAAUCUGACGAUUGGAUAGCUGCUUACUGGACGGAUUUCAGAAGACGAUUCGUCAAUUUGUUGUCGUAUCAAUUCAACAAAUUUUCGCCUAGUUUAGCCUUGGGAAUACUGUCGAAUAAAAUUGUGAAACUCAAAAGUAAAGACUUGACUAAAGCUGAAUUAGAAAUGCAUUUUAUGAAAUACGAUUUGAAAAGGCUGGAGAUGUACAGUAACAAUUUAGUAGAUUAUCAUCUUAUUAUGGAUUUGAUGCCGACACUAGCAAAACUUUAUUUCCUCAAUCAAAUGGGGGAAACACAGAUGUCUGCAGUUCAAUCAGCUAUACUGUUGGGUCUGGGACUUCAACAUAAAACAGUGGACGCUCUAGCAUUAGAAUUGGACCUACCAGCGACCCAGCUUCUUGGCCUAUUCAAUCGUUUGAUGCGAAGAUGCAGUCAAUAUCUUAACUCCGCUCUCGAAGACGACAUAGAAAAAACGCUUCUACCCAGAAAAGACGCCGACGACUUAAAUAUGACGCCGGUAGCGAAGUCUAUGCAAGAUGAACUCGAAGAGGCUGCCAAAGAAUUGAAAAAGAAGCAGAAGAAAGAAUUGCAGAAGCUGAAGAAUGAAAAUCUGGAGCAGUUCGCGAUUAAAGGGGGUGAGGAUGAAUGGGAGAAGGUGCUGACCGGGAAAGGAAAGAAGAGUAUUGUCACAGUUAAAAGUGGGGAAAAACGGAUGCAUGAAAACAACGAGGAAGUCGAAUUUCCAGAUGUGACGACGACGAAGAAGAAAGCAAAUAAAAACAAAAAGAAAUUUUUAUAAAAUACAUAGUUUUUAUUAGUUUAGA